AUGAGCUCUGCGGAUGGCAGUCGGACGGAGGGUGUAGAAAUGGCUGCUGCGCGAACGCUCUUCACAUCAGCGGCCGUCGAGGGCGCCACUGCCCGGCUCGGCCGUCUGGCCCUGCCGGGUCGUGCCGCCUUUGACACGCCCAACUACACGUCCGUCGCAAGCCGCGGCGCCGUGCCGCACCUGACCCCGGAUAACAUGACGAGACACAUGUCGCCGGGCUCUACAUAUAUGGCCCUGGAAGAUUUUAUUGAGAAAAAGCAGCCUCCAAUCUACAGGAUACCCGUGAGUCGGGAAAAUAGACUGCACAGCUUCACUGGUCUGCCAUUGUGCAAUACCACAAUCCUGGCAGCCAGGCGCAGCCAGGCCGUUACCACACCCAUGGGAAACACGGCCAAAUCGGUCACGCUCUUCACCUCGACAGGAUUCCGGAGCCUCACCAUCCCAGAGUACGUUGAGGCCACUGCCCUGCUGAGACCCGACAUUGUCGUGCCCUUGGCCGAUUUGUUUCACAUCAGCACCACGCCGCCAUCCAAGAAACUGGUCCGCAUGGUGGACAGGACAGAGGAAUGGGUCGACCAGUUUCUCGAGGCGACAGCACCAGAGCCAAGCGCGGCGCGGCAGAGUGCCGUGUUCGCGCCAGUAUUGGCUGUAGAAUACCCGCUGCAAUGGGCCUACCUUCAACAUCUCGCAGAGGACGUCCUCGAGUCUCUGUCCGGUCUUGCUCUAUACGACACACAGCUCCUGACUGAUAUCAUACCAAACUAUGCACCGCUUCGCAAACUACCACGCCUAUCCUUGGACCCCCCCGAGACGCCCCACGAAGUGCUGAAGCAGAUCGCCCUCGGCGUCGACGUCUGUGUCCUACCCUUCAUCAACACCGUCUCCGACGCGGGCGUCGCCCUCACCUUCACCUUUCCUGCAACUUCCUGCUCCUCUGCCUCUGCGCCGCAGCCACUCGGCACUAACAUGUGGUCUGAGGAGCACGCGACAGCCCUGCAGCCGCUGCGCGCGGGUUGCAAAUGCUACGUGUGCACUACGCACCACCGCGCCUACCUGCGGCAUCUGCUCAACGCAAAGGAGAUGUUGGGCUGGAGCCUGCUGCAAAUACACAACCACCGCGUCAUGGACGACUUCUUCGAAGGUGUUCGCGCGGCGCUGCGGGACGGCACUUUUGGUGUCGCGGCGGAGCGGUUUGCGCAGGUGUAUGUGGCGGCCUUCCCCGACGGGACGGGGGAGAGGCCGCGGGCACGGGGACACCAUUUUAAGAGCGAGUACGGCCAGAAACAGAUCAACAAGACAACGUGGGUCGAUGUCGAGGCGACGCUGGCGGUGCAGGCCGAGACAGAAGCAUAA
Messenger RNA from Beauveria bassiana ARSEF 2860, 1353 nucleotides. RefSeq names its product tRNA-guanine transglycosylase. The coding region runs from base 1 to 1353 and encodes 450 amino acids. The transcript has 2 exons. Lineage: Eukaryota; Fungi; Ascomycota; Sordariomycetes; Hypocreales; Cordycipitaceae. The record is from RefSeq and is a predicted model, not a curated record. Gene Ontology annotation, molecular function: tRNA-guanosine(34) queuine transglycosylase activity.